This is a messenger RNA of Schizophyllum commune H4-8, 1825 nucleotides long. Its product is annotated as MFS general substrate transporter. Bases 292 to 1710 code for a protein of 472 amino acids. NCBI's taxonomy places the organism in Eukaryota, Fungi, Basidiomycota, Agaricomycetes, Agaricales, Schizophyllaceae. The record is from RefSeq and is a predicted model, not a curated record. The transcript has 10 exons.
GCAGGAAACCCACGCAUUCUUCCUUUUUAAAGCGUCUCCGCCGCUCAGAAAAGCUCAGAAACCGCCCCGUAAGCCACCGAUGACAGUGCGGCAGGCUAUUGACUCGGACGUGCGGCGCGUACCUUAUCUCUGGCGCCGGUGUCCCCGCACGCUGGAGCUUCGCCAUGGCCCGAUAGAGCACAGAGUUGAUACAUGUGCCGCGAGUGACUGGAGCGCCCGAUAACAGAGGUAUAUAGACGGCAAGAGUCAUUCUAUCUCCCCUCCCCAUCCUUCCUCUUCACUGCGUGCACCAUGGCGGACGCGACCUCUGUCCCCGCCCUCCCCAAGGAUGCAACUGCCGAGUCUGAGGGCUCCCAAGAUGGCCAGUAUUACAAGGUCCACUGGUUCCGCAGUACGAUCUUCCAGGUGAUCGUAGUUUUCUUCUGCGCACCGGGCAUGUACAAUGCGCUCAGCAACCUCGGUGCGGGAGGUCUGGCUACCCCAUGGUAUGCCAAUGCGACAUCCGCCGCAGGCUAUGUCUUCAUGGCCUUCAUGUGCAUCAUCGGCGGUGUCAUCGUCAGCAAGAUUGGCGUCCGUCUUUCGCUUCUGAUCUCUAGCACUGGCGACAUCAUAUACGCUGGGAGUUUAUAUCUAAACUCCAAAAAUGGGACCCAGUGGUUCUUAAUGCUGGGUUCUAUACUCUCGGGCAUGACUGACGGCCUCAUGUACGCCGUCGAAGGGCCCAUCAUCACAUCAUAUCCCGAAUCCGCAUCCCGAGGCAAAAUGCUAGGCCUUUGGGUUUUCAUGCGGUCAGCGGCUCCCGUUGUCGGAGGCGCGAUCAUCUUUGGCCUCAACAUCAAGGAGGACUCAGCGGGAGCCGUUUCCCUCGUCACAUACCUCGUCUUGAUUGGCAUCAUGUGUGCCGGCCCCUUCAUCUCGCUCCUCAUCUCGAGCCCCGACAAGGUGCAACGCCGUGACGGGAAGCCCAUCCACUUCCGCAAGACCGGCUGGAUGCAGACCUUCAAGGAGUGGUUCCAGGUCGUCUCGUCACCCAAUAUCCUCCUCCUUUGCCCGCUUUUCUUCACCUCAUGGUUCUACGGGUCGUACAUUGGCACGCUCCAAACGCAGUUCUACAACGUCCGCUCGCGCUCGCUCUGCGCCUUCGUCAUCAACUUUGCCGACAUCAUGGGCGGCUUCGGCAUUGGCUGGUUCCUCGACCAGCAGCGGCUCUCCAUAAAGCAGCGCGCGCGGUGGGCCUUCAUCGGACUGAUGGCCUUCAACUUGUUGCUGUGGCUCUGGACGGCGAUCGUAACGAAGCAGUUGAUUGACCAUCAACCGACGAUCGACUGGACGGACAGCUCGUGGUUUGGGAAGACCUUCACGCUGUUCUUCUUGUUCGAUAUGGCGACGAUGGCGACGCAGACGACGUUGUACUGGAUUUUGAGUCAGAUGUCUGACGACUUCAUCACCCUAUCCUACAUGACGGGCACGCUCCGCGGCAUCGAGUGCGCGGGCCAGGCCGUCGCAUACGGCAUCAAGUCGAGCGACACCACCGACUGGCUGUCCAUCGGCCUGAACAUCGGGCUUAUCGUGUUCUCACUACCUUUCGCCUGGAUCGUCAUCCGCAAGAUCGGCGUGGAGACGUUCGAGGUUGUGCGAUUAGCGGACGAGAGCGCGCCGCAGGAGAAGCCGGCGACGCCGACGGGGGAGAAGGCGGAGUAUGUGGCGUGAGGGUAGUACUAAGUAGACGGGGAGAGUUGGGUUGAUGUCACGGUUGUUGUACACGAUACUCAUGUAUUCACGAGGGGUACCGAUGAUGACUGUACGUUUGAUGAUUUCUUUUGCC